AUGCCUACAACGAGCAGUCGCCGUUGGUUGAGAGUAGCAGCGUGUCUCACAUGGCUGUGGCUGCCGUCGUUGGCGCGAGCUAGUACCACUCUGCAGUGCGAUGAAUUUCCCUGUGGCAAUCGACGAGUUCAAAUGUGCCAUUUCAAUGGGAGAGAGUUCAUGACACUCUGCAUCCGCCAAAAUAGCGUGCUGCGCAAACCCGACAAUCAUCACACGACAGAACAAGACUACUGUGGUCCCUGUACCCAUCGCAAGGCAUUUGAAACGACAGACGAAUUACGACAAGCCGUGAAACAGUACUCGUCCCACACGCAUUACAAUGUCGACCUGGCAUCGACCUACGGAUGGCCUAUGUCGCAGUGGAAUGUGUCGCUAUUGGACGACUUUUCGCAAGUCUUUUCCAACCACCCGUUGGCCGCGGACGAAGAUUUGAGUGGUUGGGAUGUCUCUCGAGCCACUAGCAUGGCACUAAUGUUCUGGCAGUGUCCCCAUUGGGAAGGACGUGGCCUGGAACAGUGGAAUACGGCAAACGUUCAAACGAUGGAACGCAUGUUCUUUGGGGCGCAAAAGUUCAAUGCCAACUUGAAUCAAUGGAAUACAGCUCGGGUGACCAACAUGAUGGGACUGUUUUGGAAAGCUACCGCUUACAAUCAACCCUUGAAUCAAUGGGAUACCACACAAGUGGUGGAUGUCAGUCGCAUGUUUGCCGAUGCUCAUGCCUUUGAUCAGGAUCUAUCGUCAUGGAACACACAGCAAUUCCGGGAUACCUCUUAUAUGUUUCUCCAUGCCACAUCCUUUUCCAAGGACCUGAGUUCGUGGAAGCUCGAUAACAUUGCUCAGAUGGAACGCAUGUUUCACAAAGUUCCAGCUUUUCAGGUUGGUACGGUCCGACAAGACACCUUGUGGAAAUCCUGGACGCAACAAUGGGCACGGCAGGGACGAUCCUUGGACACGAUCAACACACAAGAGAUCUUUAAUCCCAAGCAGCAUCAUCAUCAGGUCACCGAAGUUGUCACGGCAGCGACACCAUCCUCCAGUACCGCUUCAUACAUGAGAGGCAACGCUGCCCUCUUGCGCCCAAUCCGCAUUCACAAGAGUCGUAAUGGCAUCCAGAAUGACACAGGGGCAGUCGAGGUUAACGUCAUGGAACAGGAAGCGUCUGCUGCCAACAAUGCUACAUCGAAGGAUGCACUCCAAGCCAAAUGUGUUGCAGGUAUUUGCACCAACAAAUGA
Seminavis robusta is the source of this 1233-nucleotide messenger RNA. NCBI's taxonomy places the organism in Eukaryota, Bacillariophyta, Bacillariophyceae, Naviculales, Naviculaceae. The record is from the annotation of a GenBank genome assembly.